AUCCAUUUUCUUUGUUGAUAUUUUUCUCACAACAUAAAACUAGCGCAGCAAACAGGCAUCGAUUUUCUCCGCAUUUUCAGUCGUUAUUUAUCAUAAUGACUUCCCAACCAACGAUAUAUGGCAUCCAGAGUACAGCUGGGGCCAUCCCAGUCCGUAAUCCAAAAGGUGAACUGUCGAUGCAAAAGGUAAAGGUUCAUCGCUAUGUGUCGGGAAAACGUCCGGAGUACGCCCAGCACUCGAGCAGCGAGGAGGAAUCCGACGAGGAUGAUUUCAUCGACAAUCGCAACCGAACGGCCGAGGAGUCCUAUCGGGAGUCACGCCGCCGAGACCGGGAAACCGACGAAGAUGACGACGACCUUCCGGGCGAUGUGGAUGAUCCCCGUAUUCGACGUCUGCAAGCCAUUCGUGCUGCCGAGGCGGAGGAAAUUGAGCGCGAGCGUCGGGAACGGCACCGAGUCAUUCACGAACCAGAGUUGGUUCAGUCGGAAGAGGAGGAGGAAGAGGAUGGGGAGCCAAUGGAAGAGGAACCUGGACAGCAUUUGCGCCAUAGGAGGCGCCCGCAGGAAUCGGACGAUGAAGAUGACGAGGAGAACUCCCAGGAUGGGGAAGACGGCCAAACGCGAACAAGGCGCAUUUCCAUCGGUUCGGAGUCAGAGUCCGAUACGGAGCUGAGCGAUUCCGAGAUCGAACGGAGGAGAAACAUGCUGCGACAGAAGAUGAUGCAGCAGAAAAAGGAAGAGGAAGUACUUCAGAAGGAGGAUGAAGGACAGUCGGAUACAUCCGAAUCCGAGAGCUCGGAGUAUGAGGAAACAGAAAGCGAGGAGGAAAAUGAGCCACGAUUGAAACCACUAUUCGUUCGUAAGAAGGAUCGGACCACAGUCAUUGAAAAGGAGCGCGAAGCCAACAAGCAGAAGCAGCUGGAAUAUGAAUCAAAGAAAGCAGCCAAGGAGCGUCGUCGGCAAACGUUGAAACUGGUCGAGGACAGUAUCAAGAAAGACAUGGAGAAGGCCAAGGUCGAUAAUGAGCCCAACUUGAAUGAUGUCAAUACAGAUGAUGAGAACGAUGAGGUUGAGUACGAAGCAUGGAAGCUACGUGAAUUGAAGCGUAUCAAACGAGAUCGAGAAGAAAAGGAGGCACUUGAAAAGGAGAAGUUGGAAAUCGAGCGAAUCAGAAACAUGACGGAAGAUGAACGUCGUCAGGACCAACGGCUUAAUCCGAAACAGGUCACGAACAAAACCGUCAAAGGAAAGUACAAGUUCUUGCAGAAGUACUAUCAUCGUGGUGCUUUCUACCUGGACCAAGAGGACCAAGUCUACAAGCAGGACUUCUCCGCUCCGACGCUGGAAGAUCACUUCGACAAGACGAUCCUGCCCAAGGUCAUGCAAGUCAAGAACUUUGGACGGUGCGGUCGGACCAAGUACACGCACCUGGUCGAUCAGGACACCACGAAGGCCGAAUCGCCUUGGUUUGCUGAUUCGGCGAAUAAUACUAAAUUCUACAACGAAAGGGCCGGAGGAAUGCGUCAGGUAUUCGAGAAGCCGUCGUUGUACAGGAAUAAACGCGACGAUUGAGGCGGUGGUGAUUAUUGUAGGCAUAUGAUUAAGCUUUUGUUGUGAUGGAAAAUUAUAUAAUCAUUCAAUAAAUAAUCUAAUAAUGAUGAAAUUA
Aedes albopictus (Asian tiger mosquito) is the source of this 1665-nucleotide messenger RNA. RefSeq names its product microfibrillar-associated protein 1 (gene Mfap1). The coding region runs from base 96 to 1571 and encodes 491 amino acids. Gene Ontology annotation, biological process: mRNA splicing, via spliceosome. The transcript is spliced from 3 exons. Gene Ontology annotation, cellular component: U2-type spliceosomal complex. Gene Ontology annotation, molecular function: RNA binding. The record is from RefSeq and is a predicted model, not a curated record. NCBI's taxonomy places the organism in Eukaryota, Metazoa, Arthropoda, Insecta, Diptera, Culicidae.